UGCAAAUUUAGGAGGCAGGCAUCGCAUUACAAGGCGCACCGUGCCUACCAUGCGCAACCUCACGGGAGGCAGGAGCAACGCCACAAUGUACACCGCUCUUACCUCUUGAGAUGGAAGGAUGUGGCCUUCAGUCUUGGCAUGUUCAACUUCAACAAUGUGAACGGUAUCGACUGCACCACUUGCCACCGUUAUGAAUGUGACUCUUCUGCUGCUUGAGCCCAGCUUUCUCGCCUCGCCGUAAGUGACAACAACCAUGGCAUCUGCACGGCCGGAGCCAAAGCAACGCUUCCUCAUCUGGGGCGGAGAUGGCUGGAUUGCCGGUCACCUCGAAAGACUCCUCAGCCGCCAGGGCAAAGACGUACACACCACCACCGUACGUAUGGAGAAUCGCGAGGCCGUCAUGCAGGAAAUCGCCAGGGUCGGCCCUACUCACAUCCUCAACGCCGCCGGCUGCACCGGAAGGCCCAAUGUCGACUGGUGUGAGGACCACAAGGAAGCGACUGUUCGAUCCAACGUCAUCGGAGCACUCAACCUGGCCGACUGCUGUUUUCAGGCUAAUAUUCACUGCACCGUCUUUGCGACGGGCUGCAUCUACCAGUAUGACGAUGCUCACCCCAUUGGCGGGCCUGGAUACACGGAGGAAGACGAGCCAAACUUUCGCGGCAGCUUCUACUCGGAGACCAAGGGCCACGUUGAGCCUAUUAUGAAGCACUAUGGCAACUGCUUGAUACUCCGUCUACGCAUGCCGGUCAGCGACGACCUUCACCCGCGCAGCUUUGUCACCAAGAUCAUAGGAUAUGACCGCGUCGUCAAUAUCCCGAAUAGCAAUACCAUUCUCCACGACCUCUUGCCCGCCGCCAUCCUCUUGGCUGAACACGACGAAAUGGGUGUUUAUAAUUUUACGAACCCAGGCGCCAUCUCACACAAUGAGGUCCUUCAGCUCUUCAAGGAGAUUGUCCGACCAGGCCUGACCUAUAAAAACUUUAGCGUCAUGGAACAAGCGCAGGUUAUCAAGGCAGGGCGCAGCAACUGCCAGUUAAGCACGACCAAGCUCGUGGGAAAGCUUCGCGAGUACGAUUACGUCGUUCCGGAGGUGCAUGAUGCCUACCGCCGCUGCUUCAAGAGGAUGAGAGCCGGCGGGAUUCGUUAGCGGAAUCAGGCAAUCCGGGCCGCGCUUUGCUUACUUCAUAUGUUGGUGGCUUUGGACGGUCUCAACUGGGAAACGUCGGUUCGACAGGCGCAGGCUGUAUUUG
Molecule: messenger RNA, 1253 nt
Organism: Purpureocillium takamizusanense
Lineage: Eukaryota; Fungi; Ascomycota; Sordariomycetes; Hypocreales; Ophiocordycipitaceae
Exons: 2
Coding region: 254-1150 (298 amino acids)
Biological process (GO): S-adenosylmethionine biosynthetic process
Cellular component (GO): methionine adenosyltransferase complex
Molecular function (GO): methionine adenosyltransferase regulator activity
Source: RefSeq, a predicted model, not a curated record